Corylus avellana is the source of this 522-nucleotide messenger RNA. Lineage: Eukaryota; Viridiplantae; Streptophyta; Magnoliopsida; Fagales; Betulaceae. The record is from RefSeq and is a predicted model, not a curated record.
AUGGCCUUCCAAGAAACCCAUUCUUCUUCUUCUUCUUCUUCUUCUUCUUCUUUCACCCAUCCAUCAACUUUCGAUGUAUUCUUGAGUUUUAGAGGUGAAGAUACUCGAAACAAUUUUACUGCCCAUUUAUGCGCAGCUUUGCGUCGAAACGGAAUUAACACCUUCAUGGAUGAUAAGCUUAGAAGUGGAGAGAAAAUUUCACCAGCACUUCUCAAAGCCAUUGAGCAGUCAAAGAUUUCAAUCAUUGUAUUCUCUAAAAACUAUGCAUCAUCUCAUUGGUGCUUGGAUGAACUAAUGAAGAUCCUCGAGUGUAGAGAAAUAAGGAAGCAACAAGUUUUACCGUUGUUUUAUGAUGUAGAUCCGAAGCAAGUACGGAACCAAAUUGAAAGUGUUGGAGAAGCAUUUGCCAAACUUGAAGAAAGGUUCAAGGAUGACGAAAUGAAGGUGAAUGGGUGGAAGACAGCCCUAAGCGACAUGGCCAAUUUGUCAGGAAUGCAUCUGGCAAACAGGAAGUCUCUGUAG